Pelagomonas calceolata is the source of this 749-nucleotide messenger RNA. Lineage: Eukaryota; Pelagophyceae; Pelagomonadales; Pelagomonadaceae. The record is from the annotation of a GenBank genome assembly.
UCGGCUGGGUCGCAGAGGUGGCCAUCGAUUGCGCCCGUAUUCGUGCACGAGGGAUCUAUAUUUGUCUUGAGCAACGCUCACGAUGGUCUGGUUGCGGUGGCUCCAGCUUUUGGUGUGUUGCUCUCCGGUUAGGGUGCUCUCCCUGCUGCCGCGUGCGGCGCCGCGCGUCGCAGCAGCUGGGCGACCAGGGGCGAUGCGCACGCUCGCAGCGGAUGGGCGCCCAGCGGCGCUGCGCACGCCCUCGCGACGCUACGCGGCCGACGACGACGAGAAAAUCAUCAACAUAGAGGAUCUGCCGGAGCUCGGUGCGUGCGGUGAGAAGAAACACAAAGACCCCGCCAGCAAAGAGGGCGAAGCGCCGCUCACGGAUCGGUUCCUCAUGGCGGCGCGAGCGCUGCGCGGGGAGUUCGACCCGGAGGCGACCGACGACGACACGGAAGAGAACUCGCAGCUGCUCGGCGCGAUCAUCGAGAAUUAUCCGGCUCCCUUUUCCUUCACGGCCGUCGGGCGGAGCGGCGGCGACGACGAGGGCGUGCGAUCGCUCGUCGACGCGCUGACCAAGGUCGUGAGCGACUCCUGCGACGGUGCUUUCGUGGACGUCGUCGCGACGCCGCGGAUCGGCGGCAAGUUCGCGUCCGUGCGGCUCACGACCGACGUCCAGUCGCCGGAGAUGAUCCAGCGCGUCUUCGCGGAGCUGCGCGCCGUCGAGGCCGUGAAGAUGGCGUUUUAAUAAUACUGUUGUUCAAAAA